AUGGAGCGUGAGAAUGAAGUGUGCUAUUUAUUGCGAUUCCGCAAUCUUUUAAAUCAAUUUUUAGUUGACAUGUACGCAAAAAUUGAGACUGAAAGACUUAACUAUAUUCGUAACAACCAAAAAAAACUGAGAAUAGGUCGUAUCUUUGGUGACACAAGGUGUCACAUGUACACCAUAGAAUGGCAAAAACGUGGACUCCCUCAUGUUCAUAUUCUAUUAUGGUUAGAAGAGAAAAUGAGACCAGAGUCUAUUGACCAAAUUAUCUGCGCUGAGUUACCUGAUCCAGACAUAAAUCCAGAUCUUUAUCAAUUUAUCAAGACAACUAUGGUUCACGGUCCAUGUGGAUCUUUCAACUUAAAAUCACCCUGUAUGGUUGAUGGAGAUGACAGAUAUCCCAAGUAUCGUAGACGAUCACCAGCAGACGGAGGAAAAACUUUCAAACUUAACGGAGUUGAAAUCGACAACCGAUGGAUAGUGCCGUAUAAUCCAGUUCUAUCCCAUACCUUCGGGACUCAUGUUAAUGUUGAGAGUUGUAACUCCGUAAAAGCCAUAAAAUCUAAUUAUUUAAAUAAAGGAUCUGACCAAACAUCGUUUACCGUUCAGGAUUUUGAUGAGGUGACGAAGUACCAGGCGGGACGUUACAUCAGUAGCUCUGAAGCAGUCUGGCGAAUAUUUCGUUUUCCUAUUCAUGACAGGUUUCCUUCGGUGAUGCAUCUUGCUGUACAUCUUGAAAAUGGUCAAAGAAUUUAUUUUACUGAGCAAGAUGUGAUUGACAAAUUCCAGCUUAUUACGUAUGGAAAAAUAACCGCUUCGAUAGAAGAAAAAAGGUAA
Cotesia glomerata is the source of this 831-nucleotide messenger RNA. RefSeq lists its product as uncharacterized. The record is from RefSeq and is a predicted model, not a curated record. Lineage: Eukaryota; Metazoa; Arthropoda; Insecta; Hymenoptera; Braconidae. Bases 1 to 831 code for a protein of 276 amino acids. The transcript is spliced from 4 exons.